Varroa destructor (honeybee mite) is the source of this 707-nucleotide messenger RNA. RefSeq lists its product as uncharacterized. NCBI's taxonomy places the organism in Eukaryota, Metazoa, Arthropoda, Arachnida, Mesostigmata, Varroidae. The record is from RefSeq and is a predicted model, not a curated record.
UGGAAGAUUAGUCGCCCUGGCAAAUAAAAGGCUGUACAAUGGACGGUAGGUAUACUAACACUAUCUGCUGAUGACGACGAUGGCCUACAUGAUCAAGAUCGUUCUUUUUUGUGCCGCGGCGGCCUGUGCCUUCGGCCAAGAGGUUCUUGUUCCUGGUGGAGGGUUCGUAGAAGGUGGUGCAGCAGACACUCGCGCUGAUAGUUUUGUUGAAGUACAAGAGAAGUUUGAUGAAAAAGAAUCCAUAGACACCAGUUUCGGUGGACUAGGAUCCAGCGGAUUGGGUGGAGGUUAUGGAGGUUACGGCGGUGGCUACGGAGGACUCGGAGGCUUCGGUUAUGACGCUAGCUAUGGCGAACAAUAUGAAUCGGUUAAAAAGGCUGGCUCUUACGGAAAUUAUGGCGGAUACAAUACUGGAGGCUAUGGACUCUACGGACGUUAAGCAUAGUCGUCUUCUUCAUAGUGAGCUCCUCAAAAUUGGCUCAGCAAAGCCAACGAUGCAUGAAAUAAGCAUAGACUUGCAGAAAUUAACAACAAUAGUAACAACAACAGCAGCGAAGUUGACGUCGACGUAAAAGCAAUAAAACUCCACCAAACAAGGACGAUUAUUUCGAGCGUGUCUGAUUUUGAGCGGCGUAAAACUUAUAUGAGAAAAACGGAAUCCUAAUAAGAUCUAAUGAUUGAAAACCUCCUAGUAGUAAUUUUUGUCA